GUCCCGGUCCCGGUCAGUCAGUCAUCAGGCAGCCCAGCAGCAGCCCAGCAGCAGCCCAGCAGCAUUAUUGAGGAGGCGGCGCUCCUCCUAUAAAUCCUCCGCGCAGUCAGCGGGCGCUCAGAGGCGAGACGGCCGAGCGGAAGCGCAGCGAUCCCGGCUGCCUUUUUUUUUUUCACCCGGGGCUCCGCAGCGCCGCACGCCGACCACAGCGCACCGCCGGGCGGAUAGGCGAGUUGUGACAUGCCGGUGCGGGACGUCGCGGAGCUUCGCCCGGUGGCGCUACAGCGGACUCGCCGUCCUCCUCCGCGGCACUUUGCACUUCUCUAACGGGACUUUUUCUUCUUUAUGUCCCGGAGCUGACAUGUUCCACGGCGGCUAGCAGGGCGCGUGUAAGGUCAAAGGUCAGCCCAACUUGGACAUGUGAGAAGUUUGGGGGGCAACAGGAGGGCUCCACGCCCCCCCCCCCCCCCACCCCCCUCUCACGCACGCACGCACGAGCACGCGCACCGUGGACCAGACAUGUACUCUCCUCUAUGUCUCACGCAGGAUGAGUUCCAUCCGUUCAUCGAGGCUCUGCUGCCGCACGUGCGCGCCUUCGCCUACACGUGGUUCAACCUGCAGGCCAGGAAGAGGAAGUACUUCAAGAAGCACGAGAAGAGGAUGUCCAAGGAGGAGGAGCGUGCCGUCAAGGACGAGCUGCUGGGCGAGAAGCCCGAGGUCAAGCAGAAGUGGGCGUCCCGCCUCCUGGCCAAGUUGCGCAAGGACAUCCGGCCCGAGUUCCGCGAGGACUUCGUGCUGACGGUGACGGCCAAGAAGGCGCCGUGCUGCGUGCUGUCCAACCCCGACCAGAAGGGCAAGAUGCGGCGCAUCGACUGCCUGCGUCAGGCAGACAAGGUGUGGCGCCUGGACCUGGUCAUGGUCAUCCUCUUCAAGGGAAUCCCUCUGGAAAGUACGGACGGCGAGCGCCUGGUCAAGUCGCCGCAGUGCGCCAACCCCAGCCUGUGUGUGCAGCCGCACCACAUCGGCGUGUCCGUCAAAGAGCUGGACCUCUACCUGGCCUACUUCGUGCACGCAGAAGGCGGCCAAUCAGAGAGCCCCAACCAGUCCAAUGAUGCGGACAUCAAAGACCAGGCGGAGAAUGGUCAUUUGGGCUUCCAGGACAGUUUUGUCACACCAGGAGUGUUUACAGUGGCCGAACUUGUACGAGUAUCGCAAAACCACAAAGAGGAUGUUAAUCCUCAUCCUGAUUACUAUGAAUAA
This is a messenger RNA of Entelurus aequoreus (snake pipefish), 1260 nucleotides long. Its product is annotated as nuclear factor 1 A-type-like. The record is from RefSeq and is a predicted model, not a curated record. Gene Ontology annotation, biological process: regulation of transcription by RNA polymerase II. Gene Ontology annotation, molecular function: DNA-binding transcription factor activity, RNA polymerase II-specific; RNA polymerase II cis-regulatory region sequence-specific DNA binding. Lineage: Eukaryota; Metazoa; Chordata; Actinopteri; Syngnathiformes; Syngnathidae. Bases 520 to 1260 code for a protein of 246 amino acids. Gene Ontology annotation, cellular component: nucleus. The transcript has 5 exons.